AUGAAAAUAAAUAACUCCACAAAAAAUGUUGGCAGUUAUGUGGCACGUGAGUCUAUUACUACGUUUAUACGCAUAAAUUUGCUCAGUCGGUGUACCGCUACUGCUUCUACUAAAAGUAGAGCAUCGGGCGUAAUUGAAGUUGUCCCAGUACCUGCACCUGUCGCGGAAACGCAUGGGGAUGAAAAUGAGCCACAAAUAAAGAAGAAAAAAUACGUCCAGAAAUACAAACCCGAAUGGGAAAAGAGUCGUGAAUGGUUAAAAUGUUAUGAGAUGAAGGCGUUUUGUAAACUGUGCAACUGUUCGCUGGCAAAUGACGUCACUCUUUUGGAACGACAUUCAAAAUUGGCAAAGCACCAAAAUGCAGUGAAGGUAAAGGAAACCAACCACCUUAAGCAACUUUCUGUGACUGAAAGUCUUUCACAAAAAACUGCGUCGACUGAAAAAUUGUCUAAAGAGAUCACCAUGGUGAUGCACUGCGUACAACACUCGCUUGCACUUAAAACAAUGAGCACAUUACCACAACUCUUCAAUUUUAUGUACCCUAGUGACAAGCAUAUUCAAU
This is a messenger RNA of Rhagoletis pomonella (apple maggot), 562 nucleotides long. RefSeq lists its product as uncharacterized. The record is from RefSeq and is a predicted model, not a curated record. Lineage: Eukaryota; Metazoa; Arthropoda; Insecta; Diptera; Tephritidae.